Molecule: messenger RNA, 2310 nt
Organism: Aspergillus aculeatinus CBS 121060
Lineage: Eukaryota; Fungi; Ascomycota; Eurotiomycetes; Eurotiales; Aspergillaceae
Product: putative GABA permease
Exons: 6
Coding region: 329-1933 (534 amino acids)
Biological process (GO): transmembrane transport
Cellular component (GO): membrane
Molecular function (GO): transmembrane transporter activity
Source: RefSeq, a predicted model, not a curated record
GCUGAAUAAAGGAGGACGGCCAUUUGAUCUGUUUCACCCACCCGUUCUCAGCAAUUAACCUCCCGUGCAGCUUUGCGAGUGCAGCAGGAGGGGGGCUAUUCGUGCCACUAGUUCAGGGCUGGCGCCCCUCUUUUGGGAAUGAUAGACGACGACUAAGUGUCUUUGUGCGCCAUGAGACAAAAGCGCGGGCGAGAAGAAUCGGGAAGAAAAAUUAUACAAUCCCGUUUUGUCUCUUUCAUUUUGAUUGUUUCUUUGCUCUCUUGUCUUCUACCACGCCUGUCUCAUUACUGCGUGGGAUCUUGGCAGCUGAAGCUUCUCGAUAGUCAGCAUGGAGGACCCGAUUCCUCUCCGCGAUCGGCACGUCGACACCAAAGCCGCGAGUACCAGUCACACCCAGGUCCAGGACGACCAGGGGCUCGGGCGUGUGGGCAAGAAGCAGAUCCUCAAGCGUCGCUUUGGUUUUCUGUCCAUUCUAGGAUUUUCCUGUACUAUCUUGGCCUCUUGGGAAGGUAUCUUGUCGACGUUUGUCAUCUCGUUUGAAGAUGGAGGCCCGGCCGGAACCGUGUAUAGCUUUUUGGUGGUCUGGUUGGGCACCUUUUCGACCUUUCUCACGCUGUCGGAGUUGGUCUCAAUGGCCCCAACGUCCGGAGGCCAGUACCACUGGGUCUCGAUGAUGUCUCCGGCAUCAUGUCAAAAGUACCUUAGCUUUCUCACAGGGUGGUUGAUCGUCAUCGGCUGGCUGGGAGCAUUCACAUCGACUUGCUACCUGAGCGCCUCCCAGAUUCAGGGCCUCGUGGUCCUGAACCACAGCACCUAUGUCCCGACAGCAUGGCAGACGGUACUGCUCUUCUGGGCCAUCCUGGCGUUUGCAGUGUUCGUCAACGCGGUCGCCAGCACCUGGCUUCCCAAGUUUGAGGGAUUCGUGCUGAUCCUGCACAUCGUGGGCUUCUUCGCCAUCAUCAUCCCACUCCUCUACCUGGGCAGUCACAACGAUGCGUCCGAGGUGUUUGGAACAUUCCGAAACGACGGGGGCUUUCAGAGCGAAGGGCUGGCGUUCAUGGUGGGAAUGACGGGGGCCAUGUUCUCCUUCACGGGGGCUGAUGCCGCCGUUCACAUGAGUGAAGAGAUCCACAACGCGGAGCGCGUCGUGCCGCAGUCCAUCCUCACCUCCGUUGUGAUCAACGGCCUGCUGGGCUUCGGCAUGGUCCUGAGCACCUUGUUCACCAUGACCGAUGUUGACACCGCGCUGGCAACGCCCACCGGAUAUCCCUAUAUGCAGGUGUUCUGCUCAGCCACGAGUUCCGUCGGCGGCUGUACGGUGAUGAGUGCCAUCGUGCCGAUUCUAGUCACAGCCACCGCAGUCGGCUCGCUAGCCUCGUCAUCGCGCAUGGUCUGGUCUUUUGCCCGAGAUCGCGGUCUUCCAGGCUGGCGUAUCCUUAGUCGAGUCAACGCCCAAGCCGUCCCGCAAUGGUCCAUCCUCGUCGUCACCGUCGCGGCCGUCCUGCUGGCCUUGAUCAUCCUCGGAUCCGCCGCCGUCCUCAACGACGUCGUCUCCCUCUGCGUCAGCGCCCUCUACACCUCCUACCUCAUCUCCGCCACGCUGCUGAUCUGGAAGCGGUGCACGGGCGGCAUCCGCGACCCCGCCGUCGCGGGCGUGGACUCGGUGCUGGUCAACACCGCUGGGGCCCCGCUGGCGUGGGGCCCGUUCCACAUCCGCGGCGUGCUCGGCAUCCUGGUGAACGCUUUCACGAUCGCGUAUCUGACGGUGGGCGUGUUCUUCAGUUUCUGGCCGACCGUGGCCAGCCCCACGGCGAGUACGAUGAAUUGGGCAGUGGUGGGCACGGCGGGGACGAGUCUGCUCAGCACGGUGUAUUAUGUGCUCUGGGGUGGCAAGGAGUAUACGGGGCCGGUGGUGGAGAUCGACCGGGAUUGAGCCGGUCGUGGGUGAUCUCGAGAAUGGUGCGGUAUAUACUUGGGGUCAGUGUGGUGCGGUGAUGCUAGUAUUCAAUCCAACGUGCCGAAGACUGCUCUGCAUAUAGGCCAGAUAUACAAUCUGGCUCAAACCUGAUGCAUCCGUGCUUGUUAUCUUUCGGUAGCCACCGACCAUAGCCCAAUCGAGUCUCUUCCUCCUAGGAUGCCAUACCUGCUUGAGACUGAUCUGAAAUUUGAUCCGGACGGCAUCUAAUAAGAAAGCUGGAAAGGGGUCAGCUAACAGUAUUUAUCUCGUGCAAUGGUCUCGUUUUCUCGGACAGAUUUCGGCUGACAGCCAGCGAUGCAUCAGCCCUCAGAGACCAGAUAUUGCAGAUUGAG